CUAAGACCCUAAGACCCAACCCUGUCUCCUGCCCGCCCGCCUCUGCCGCCGGCUGCCGCCUCGCCAGAAUCAUUAUUCCUUCACACACUCGGACCAAAGAAAGGGCCGGCCUGAAGCCGAUACCCGAGAGUGAUGGGUGGCGGCGCCGGCGCGAGCGAUCCUCCUCCGCCGCCGGCAGCGGGCGACGCCACCAAGCCGUUCCAGGUGGACCGGGCGCUGCAGGCGCUGGGCUUCGAGUUCACCCGCGUCACCGCGCGGGAGGUCGCCGGCCGCCUCCCCGUCACCGAGACCUGCUGCCAGCCCUUCGACUGGCUCAACGGCGGCGUGUCGGCGCUCAUGGCGGAGGUCACGGCGAGCAUCGGCUGCUACGUCGCCUCGGGCUACCGGAGACUCGCCGGCGUGCAGCUCUCCAUCAACCACGUCGGGCCCGCGGGGCUCGGCGACCUCGUCCAGGCCACGGCCACCCCCAUCCAGCUCGGCCGCAAAAUCCAGGUUUGGGAGGUCCAGAUAUGGAGGAUAGAUCCUUCCACAUCAGAGUGCAAAGAUCUGGUCUCAACAGCAAGGGUUACCUUAUUAGCCAACCUAUCGACCCCACCAAAGAUGAAGAGCUUUGAAGAAGGCCUCAAGAAAUUGUCAUCAAAGUUGUAAAGGCAUGUUUAUUACAUAUUACGUACAUCUUACAAACAUGGAACAAAACAUCUCCUAGUCAACAAAGUCAAUCCUUUGCGGAAAGUUUUGGGCUCAGGGCACAAUUUGUUACUUGCGUCACAGCAUAAUUCCCAAACAGAAGCUACUUGGUACUGCAAUAGGCUUAUGAUGUUUCAUGUUCAUGCAAAUGUGCAGGACUACAGCGAGAAAGCAUGUAUAAGUUCAUCAAGAAUUUAAGGAGGAAGAAUAAACUCAGGAUUUGGGACUGACA
Messenger RNA from Setaria italica (foxtail millet), 919 nucleotides. Its product is annotated as 1,4-dihydroxy-2-naphthoyl-CoA thioesterase 1. Gene Ontology annotation, cellular component: peroxisome. Gene Ontology annotation, molecular function: 1,4-dihydroxy-2-naphthoyl-CoA thioesterase activity. Lineage: Eukaryota; Viridiplantae; Streptophyta; Magnoliopsida; Poales; Poaceae. The coding region runs from base 133 to 648 and encodes 171 amino acids. The transcript has 3 exons. Gene Ontology annotation, biological process: phylloquinone biosynthetic process. The record is from RefSeq and is a predicted model, not a curated record.